UCGAAAAUCCAAACAGUCCUCAACGAAAUUCAAAAAAAAAAAAAAGACAGAAAGAGAGAUAGAGAUGGAGAAAUCGAGCUCGAGCAGCGAGUUGCAGAAGCUUGUAGAAGCCAUAAAAAUUUCAGAGGUGGUUGAAGGUCGAGCUGAGCUGAUUGCUAAAUUGGCAGAUUUACAUUUAUCAGAGCAAUCUGAUCUGAAUUGUCUUGUUGAAUCCCUAAUUGCAUUUUGGGAAGAUUAUACUUGCUUGGAUGUGUCACAGUGCAUGUUAAACAAGACUAUUUUACAUGUGGCUGCAAAAUAUCUUGAUUCAGAUAUUUCUGGGUGUUUAUUACAGUUUCUUCUACUUGGAACAAAGGCAAGCACAUGGUGUGGGAAGCAUCUUAAAAUGACUGUCAUGUCAACUCAGGAAUCUCCAGAAGAAGAACAUCACGACUUGUUUUACCAGUUCCUGCUAGAUUUUUUGAGCUUCUCUGCCGCUAGCUUUACAACUACGACAAGGUACUCUGUUUUGGUUGAUGAAGCAUCAAUGGUGGUUGUUGAAAAAUUCAUUCUAGAACAGUUGAAUCUAGCAAAAGAUGCAAUAUCUGAAAUUAAGAAUAUGGAUUCAAUCAGUGCAGAGGUUUUAAAGGCUGCCCAAGCGGUCAUUGAUGCUGUCAUAAGACUCUGCAAGGAGUAUUUACAAGUAAUAUAUUGGGAGUUUUCUGCUGCAGAACCUGAAAAUGAUGAGCAUGAUAUGAACUGUGAACAGGCAUGUGUUACGAAUCAUAUUAUGAACAUAACAACAGUUACAAUAGAAAAGCUAUUUGAAUUAGGCAUUUUGGCUGCAAAUGGUGGUGGAAGUCUUGUAACCAUUCUUAAUGUGUCAUGGAAAGGUGUGGUUACCUUACUUCAGCUAGCCAAGGGCAAAUUGACAGUAAAUGUGAAGGUAGCAGAUAUCAUUGUGACUUUAAUUUCACUUGUCAAUGAUUCCCUGAAAUGUGCAGCUGAGGCUUGGUCUUCUCCUCUGAAGGAUACUGUUUCUGUAACUGAAGCUAGAAGGAUAUUUGUUCCAAUAAAGUUUUACCUGAUCAAUGCAGUAAAAAUAUCUUCCUUAUAUCCAUGCCAGGCAUAUAUGGUAUAUAGAGACUUAACACUCUGUGUCUUGAUACUCUCAACCUUUAAAUUAUCAUUGAGCCAUGAAAAACUUAUGAAAAAUGUCAGUGAAGUGAUGGCUGAACUUUUGGAGAAAACAUCCUUGGAUUUGCUUAUUUCUUUGCUUAAUUCAGCUGAUGUGAAGCAGGAACUCAAAUAUGAACUUCUAGACUGGUUAUUCUAUGACGACUGCUGGUCAAAUGAUGUUAAUGAAGAUCCUGUUAGUAAAUGUAGGACGACUUCAAUGGAUGAGAUCUUUUCAGUGAGUUGUGAAGCUAUGCCUAGGUCAAGAGUAUUGUUGCUUGGUCGAAUAGCACUUUAUUCCAGUUUUCUGAGAUACUCCUUUGAUCUUGAGGAAGAUGUAAAACUUGUGAUUGCCAGAAAGCUUGGUUGGUUUAUGAACAUAAUAAUUGAUGAAGAGGUUUACUCUUUCAUUCUUGUUUCACAGAUUCCGGUCUUGUAUGUUUCUGGAAAAACUGUGGAAUUAACUUGGGAGCUCACAUAUUCAGCUCUCUUGCAUGCCUUAAAAACCUUCGUGGUAGUGGUAUCUUCAACUUUAGCCUGGGAGGAGUUGGGGUCUUUCAUGGUUAAAAAUUUCUUGCACCCUCAUUUUCUUUGCUCAGAAAUCAUAAUGGAACUUUGGUGCUUUUUGGUUCGGCAUGCUGCAAUAGAGUUGGUGAAUGAUAUCAUUGAUGAACUAUGUGCAUUAAUGAAAUUAGUAGCAUCUCCUGAAUCAGUUUUUGUUCCAGAUUCCAGUCUCAGAAAGAUGGCCCGAUCAGUCUGCAUGCUUCUCACAUUUAGCACCCCAUCAGUGGUGGAUCGUGUUUACAGUUCUGUGGCAGGUGAUGAUAGAUCGCAGUUAUCACCAGUUUUAUAUGCAGUCUUGCUUUUGGAAGGCUUUCCACUAACCUUGCUAUCACAGAACAUAAGAAGUAUCACUAAAGACAAAAUCAUUACUGAUUAUUUUGGUUUCAUCGAUAGUCUUGAUGACAAAUCGUUGACUGUCUCCAGUUCUGAAUUUGGGAUUCCAGUUUUUGCUCUAUCUGCUUUCUUGCAGUCACUCCAGGUCACUGUAUCUGACACUGACAUGAAGACCUUGAAGUUCCUAGUUGCUAUUGCUUGUGGUUGUAGGAAUUCUGUGGACAAAUUAAACAAGGAAGUCUAUUGUUUGCUUUUGAGUCAAACAUUAGUGAUUAUCUCAAAUUUGAGUCACCUGUAUGCAUCUGAUGAAAUGGAGGAGGUCAUCUUGGAGCUUCACAAUCUGUUUGUUUCAGGGCCAGGAGCUUCAGAUACUCUGCUGUAUCAAUGCAAACCGGGACUGGCACUUUUCAUGGCUGGACUUAGUAACAUGGGAAUGUCGGAAAGUGAUAAUUGUGCUAAAAGCUCUGCUGUCUGGGAGUUGUAUCACAUGCUUUUGAGAGAGCGACACUGGGCAAUUAUUCAUCUUAGCAUUGCAGCAUUUGGAUAUUUUGCUGCUCGUACUAAUUGCAAUCAGCUAUGGAAAUUUGUGCCACAAGAUGCAGCUCUUUCGUAUGACCUAGUGUCAGGAAAUGAUGCGAAUGAAGAAAGAUUUAUGUCUGAGUUUAAGGCUUUUCUUGAAAAAGAAAUGGCUCUUCCUGCAGUUACACCCAGCUCUGAGCAACAGGGGCUACUUCUUGAGGAAGGUCUAGUUCUAAAAGAAAAGGUUCGCAAGAUCUCAAAUAUCAAAGCAGAAGCUUCAGGAUGUGAUAGCAUGGAGAUUGAUGAUGAAAACCAAUCAAACAAGAGAAGGAAACUUCCUGAUGGAAUUAACAAGGGAGUGGAAUUGCUGCAAAAUGGCUUGAAGGUUAUUAGUGACUGUCUUACCCAGUGGCAACCGAGUCAUGUGGAGUCUGCUGAACUUCAUGACAAGUUCUUGACUCACUUUUCUAGCCUUGAAAAUGUGAUUGCUCGCUUGGUGGGUCUUACGAGUUAAGUGAUCAUAGAAACCCUCUGCAUGGAAAUUUCUCAAGGUGCUUGACAAGUUGCUUGGGUUGCUGAAUUCAAAUUGUAUAGGAAGUAUAGAAGGGAUUGGAUAUGACUCAAAUAGUUCUAAGCAGGUAAAAGUGUUACAUUCAUUCUUGUCAUUGGCUUUGGCAAUUUUAAUCUUGCCAGGACAUGGUUCCAUUUCUCACAUGUUAUAGGACAUGUAUGUACAGAGUUUGUUCUCUAACCUAAUUUUAAACAUAAUUGUUUUAGUACCAAUGUAAAUUUGUGGUCAAAUGAUAUAAUAUUUCCAUUUCUUUAUGCUGA
Messenger RNA from Theobroma cacao (cacao), 3402 nucleotides. Lineage: Eukaryota; Viridiplantae; Streptophyta; Magnoliopsida; Malvales; Malvaceae. The record is from RefSeq and is a predicted model, not a curated record.